This is a messenger RNA of Boleophthalmus pectinirostris (great blue-spotted mudskipper), 1885 nucleotides long. It is a transcript of the gene rab38a, whose product is annotated as RAB38a, member RAS oncogene family. NCBI's taxonomy places the organism in Eukaryota, Metazoa, Chordata, Actinopteri, Gobiiformes, Gobiidae. The record is from RefSeq and is a predicted model, not a curated record. Gene Ontology annotation, molecular function: GTPase activity; GTP binding. Bases 158 to 793 code for a protein of 211 amino acids. The transcript has 3 exons. Gene Ontology annotation, biological process: vesicle-mediated transport. Gene Ontology annotation, cellular component: trans-Golgi network; Golgi apparatus; vesicle.
UGUGGGCCGGGCUGUACCUUACCACCCUGUGCUCUUCGCCAUCCUUCUCUUUGGCUCUGUGCUGUGUUUUCCGCGCUGCGCUCUCUGGCCCCUUCAAACACCUCAUCCUUGACGCUAAAGGUGGAUUCAUGCUUAGAUCUCGCUCUCUCGGGUCGCGAUGCAGAACAACCAUAAGGAACAUCUUUAUAAGAUCCUUGUAAUCGGGGACCUUGGGGUCGGCAAGACCAGCAUCAUAAAACGGUAUGUACAUCAUAACUUCAGCCCCAACUAUCGCGCCACAAUUGGAGUGGACUUCGCCCUCAAAGUGCUCAACUGGGACCAAGAGACCGUGCGCCUUCAGCUGUGGGACAUCGCAGGUCAGGAACGAUUUGGCAACAUGACCCGUGUGUAUUAUCGCGAGGCCAUGGGAGCAUUCAUUGUGUUUGACGUCACCAGACCUGCUUCCUUCGACGCUGUCACCAAAUGGAAGGAAGACUUAGAUUCCAAACUGACACUUGCCAAUGGGAAACAUGUAGCAACUGUGCUUUUGGCCAACAAAUGUGACCAGGGCCGUGACGUCUUGACCAACAAUGGGAUAAAGAUGGAGCAGUUUUGUCAGGAAAACGGAUUCGUGGGGUGGUUCGAGACCUCCGCCAAGGAAAACAUAAACAUUGAUGAGGCGGCGAACUGCUUGGUGAAACACAUCAUUGCCAGUGAGAAAGACAUGCUCCAAUCAGAAGUCCCCGAUACGGUCACACCUCAGCUGGAGAAGGACAGAGGAGGAACGUGCUCCGCCUGCUUCCGCUCCCAGUAAGCGCUCACCAAACGCGGAUGUCCUUUUGUAUCUCAUUAUGGUCAGCCAGCAAGACGCAGAGGCACAAUGACUCUGGCAGCUUUUAAUGAAGAGGAGAAGUGUGCCAAUGCCCCAGCGUCAGGAAUGACAGGAAACCAAUGGACUCAGAAAUUAGAUGGACUGGAGAGACCAAAUGUGUAGAUAUAUAUGGACAAGUACAGAUGGGUGCUUGUCAAGACAAGGUCAACUCUGGGGCAGGGUUUGACAGCAUUGUGGAGACAGCUCAUAAUGACAUGCUAUUCUUUUAGUGCAUACAUAGACCACAUUUUGGUUAAAAGUAGCAUAUUGUCCCAAGUGUGUUUUGGUGUUUGGGUUUAUCGCAUUAAGAAGAUUGAAAGAUAACAAAAUGGUUUGGGCCAACAUAUUCAGUUGAAGUAAAAAAGUAUAGCCUGAACCACAAGUGGUUUAUGUUAUGACUGAAAUAAAGUUCACACUGCGUAAAAACAAACAAACAAACAAACAAACAACAACAAAAAAACUUUUCGAAAGUUUGCACAUUCAUCUGUAAAAAUUGCUGUGUUUAGUGAAAAUUAUCCAUGUAGGCUACUUACCCAGUUGUACCCUUUAAUUGACUGAAACCAAUCAAACGCACAGAGGUAUGUAGCAUUUAGCUAAUAGAUAUAGCUACAACCAGUUCCAUAAUUUUGGAAGAAAUAAAGUAUCUCUAUUCAGUAUUUAUUGCAGCACAACGCAUGAGCAAAAGUCGUUUUCCAUUUCGUCCAGUAUUUUUCAGUCAUACUUUUUUUUUCUAAAUGAAUCGGCUGCAUUUAUGGUGUCAUGUGGUUGCUCUGCCUGUGAAUAUCAUAGUCCGAACGUUACAUAACUUUAUAUAAUAAAUUCUAUUAUUUAAUUGGGUGUUUUUACCAGAGACUGUUUAAAGAAUAUUAUAAUUAUAUGUCUAUGGUUUUUACUCAAUAGGCUAUUGUAUUUGAAAUGCAUAGGCUAUUACGCUAACAGAAUAAAAGUUUUAUACAUGGUAGUGGAAUGGACCAUUCUGUGCUCUGAUUAGUAGCCUAUAGUCUAGUUUGUGUGUGUAAUAGUAGCCUGCAAAUG